CAAAAACCAAAAGAAGAAAGGGAUUCACACAGAGAAGCAUCUGGAGAAGAGAGAAGCUGAAAAUCUCGCACAGAGAGAGGCUGCUAGGAGAUCGAGUGCGCGAAGAGCAGAAAACUUGCAGAGAGAUAAUCGAGAGCCAGCGAUGACUGAUGUUUGAGAGGAAAUUGGAGCAAUUUUUGAGGGAGGGUUAAUUUUCUAAGCAAGAGUAUAGGAAUCCGGAGGAGAGGAGAAAGCUCGAAAUUUUGGGACGAAAUCGAAAAAGUGAAAAUGGCGUUAACAAAUUUCAUACUGACUGUUGCGGGAGUUGGUGCGGUGGUACUUCUGCUCAGGAGUGAUGUUAAGCAAUCUGCCGCCAUUUUCAGGCGCAACGUCAAGCAUAUCCGUCAGUGGCUUGAGGAAGAAUCUGCUUCUGCUUCCAAGGCCGCAGAGAAGAUGAAACCCAAAGAACUAGAAUCGAAGGUACCUGAGAAGGAUGUCCGCAAGGAUCAUUAGGUUUGGGGAUUGACAGUAUGUAUAAGAUCUGCAGUAUUUUUCCCCUUUUGAGUAAUAAAACUUGACUUUUCGUAAAUAGGUUACUCUUGCAGUUCCUUACUGAGUUUUCUGAUCCAUUUUUUAUGGAUGAAUUUUGUGAAAUAUCUAGCACAGAAACUUUAUCAAUUCAGUCACGAGGAAGAUGGCAGGCAAUGUUUUGUUGAAA
Molecule: messenger RNA, 697 nt
Organism: Carica papaya (papaya)
Lineage: Eukaryota; Viridiplantae; Streptophyta; Magnoliopsida; Brassicales; Caricaceae
Source: RefSeq, a predicted model, not a curated record